GCCGGAUGAUCCACCCAGUCUGGAGAUGGACGUGCAUACAACAUCCGGCAACACUCCCGAAGGCAACGGCACCUACCCGGCACUCUGGCUACGGAAACGAUGGACAGUCGAUUAUAGCACGAAGUCCACAACAAUCACUGACACGCCGACCCCGCGACGAUGAGCAGCGCAGAAGAGCCACUAAUCUCGCGUCAUCCAUCUCCUUUGGGAGACGACCGUGAACACGACCACGACAGCAACGAUGCAGCCGCCUACGAAGACAGUAGCACCACCCCGCACACUCCCUCCUCCCCCACGCUAUUCCUUUAUCUCCUCACCUUUUCAGCAGGCAUCUCAGGCCUCCUCUUCGGCUAUGAUACGGGCGUGAUAUCCUCGACGCUCGUCUGCAUCGGGACCUCGCUCUCCGCGCGCCCUCUGACCUCGCUGGACAAAUCCGUCAUCACAUCCUCCACCUCGCUGCUCGCCCUCCUCAUCUCCCCCUUCUCCUCCCUUCUCGCCGACCGCCUGGGCCGGAAGCGCAUCAUCCUCGCCACCGACAUCAUCUUCGCUCUGGGUGCCGUCGUCCAGGCGUGCAGCGAUGCAGUCUGGGAGAUGGUCCUGGGUCGGGCCGUCGUCGGCAUGGCGGUUGGCGCGGCCAGCUUCGUGGUGCCGCUCUAUAUUGCCGAACUGGCGCCCUCGGGCUUGCGAGGAAGGCUGGUUACCAUGAAUGUGAUUUUCAUCACGCUGGGGCAGGUGGUGGCGUAUGUGGUGGGUUGGGUAUUAGGGGAGUAUGGCGAUGAGAGGACGGCGUGGAGGUGGAUGGUCGGCCUGGGAGCCGUGCCGGCGGUAGUGCAAGCCGUGGUGAUGGUGGCUAUGCCUGAGACGCCGAGGUGGUUGGUUAAGGUAGGCAGAGUAGGGCAGGCUAGGAGAGUUGUUGAGAGGGUGUUGGGCGGACGUGGGGCCAGCAAGGAGGUGGAUGCUACUGUGAAAGGCAUUGAAAUCGAAGUGAGGGAGGAAGGCGAGGCGAGAAGGUUGCGCAGGCCGAGAAGGGAGGAUGAUGAGGGUAGGUGGAUGGCCUCGGUUGACGAGCUCUUCCGGACGAGGAGGAAUCGGCGGGCCUUGAUCAUUGCCUGUUUGCUUCAGGGGUUGCAACAGUUGUGCGGAUUCAACUCGCUCAUGUAUUUCUCGGCUACGAUAUUCACGAUGCUCGGCUUUCCCAUCCCAACCCUUACCUCGCUAGUCGUCGCCGUCACCAACUUUGCCUUCACCCUCAUCGCUCUGUUCUUGAUCGACCGUAUCGGAAGGCGGCGCAUCCUGCUAUGGACAAUCCCAUUCAUGGUCGGGGGCCUUCUUGCAGCAGCAUACGGGUUCUCUUUCAUCCAGUUCGCCUCGACCGAUUCGACCCAAGACGGCAGCUCUCCCGGCCAAAGCGCAGCUCUCAUCAUCCUGGUCAGCAUCAUGGUGUACGUCGCAGGCUACGCUAUGGGACUCGGAAACGUGCCGUGGAUGCAGAGUGAGCUGUUCGGGCUCAGUGUGCGAUCCCUGGGUAGCGGCAUUGCCACGGCAACCAACUGGGCUGCAAACUUCGCGGUUGGGUUGACUUUUCUGCUCCUGAUGGAUGCGCUCACGCCGUCGUGGACUUUUGUACUUUACGCGCUGAUAUGCGCAACUGGGUACGGGCUGAUCUGGAGGUUAUAUCCUGAGACGGCUGGGCUGAGUCUAGAAGAGGCCGCAGGCCUCCUGGAAGACGAUAACUGGGGCGUUCACUACUAGUAGUGCAAGGUACCUACGUAUUGUAUUGGACAUAGCCUGUUGUAAUACUGUGAAGAUACUACCAGCCUGACAUUGCAUC
Chaetomium strumarium is the source of this 1831-nucleotide messenger RNA. Its product is annotated as general substrate transporter. Gene Ontology annotation, cellular component: membrane. The coding region runs from base 160 to 1752 and encodes 530 amino acids. Gene Ontology annotation, biological process: myo-inositol import across plasma membrane. Gene Ontology annotation, molecular function: myo-inositol:proton symporter activity. The record is from RefSeq and is a predicted model, not a curated record. NCBI's taxonomy places the organism in Eukaryota, Fungi, Ascomycota, Sordariomycetes, Sordariales, Chaetomiaceae. The transcript is spliced from 3 exons.